This is a messenger RNA of Colius striatus (speckled mousebird), 7843 nucleotides long. RefSeq names its product Rho guanine nucleotide exchange factor 10 (gene ARHGEF10). Lineage: Eukaryota; Metazoa; Chordata; Aves; Coliiformes; Coliidae. The transcript is spliced from 32 exons. Gene Ontology annotation, cellular component: centrosome. Gene Ontology annotation, biological process: mitotic spindle assembly; positive regulation of stress fiber assembly; actin cytoskeleton organization. Gene Ontology annotation, molecular function: protein binding; guanyl-nucleotide exchange factor activity. Bases 312 to 4436 code for a protein of 1374 amino acids. The record is from RefSeq and is a predicted model, not a curated record.
GCGGAGCAGCCAGCGGAGCGGAGGGGAGCUGAGCGGGGAAGCCUCCGGAGCGCCGCCGCAGCCGAGCGGAGCGGGCCGUCCGGGCGGCGGCCGCCUUGGAGCUCUUGGCGCUGGAGGAGUGCUAAGAAUGAAGAGUCCUGAUGUUGCUGCAGUUACAGUGCAGACUCCUUCUUAAAGCGAAGGCCACCAGUGUUAGCACUCUGAAAUUAGAAGGUCUGAUGUGGGACAUUGCAGACUUCCAGUUCCUUCCAUACCAACUUUCAUGGUCAAAGGGUUUUCCAGGCUGCUGAAGGCACAGUGGAUGCACUAGGAUGGACACAGAGGAGUUCCCUCCCCCACCACCAGAAGCCAGCGCCGGAAGUUGUAGUUCCUCUGCCCCUGGGAAGGAAGUCUGGCUUGAAUCUGCGGUUCUAGAGCAUGAACCAAAACCAACAGAUGCGAAUGAUGAAGAGGAGGAUGAGGGAGAACAGUUUGACUUUGACAGUGGAGAUGAGAUACCAGAAGCAGACAGGCAAGCUCUUGUGCCACCACCUCCUGGUCCUGGAAAUAACAUAGAGCAUCAACAGGCUAAUGCCACAGGGACUGAAAAUUUAGAAAACAGCAAGAAGCCACAGACAUCAGAACCUGCUACAGAAGGUGCUCCAGCCAAAGUAAAUCCCUAUUCAGUCAUAAACAUUUCACCAAUCGAAGACAAAGAUCCACCCUCAUCUCCAGAACCAAAUCCUCAAGAUGAAUGUGCAAGUCCAAACUUGUCUGGCGGGUAUUCUGUUCCUGUCCCCUGUGGCUAUGCCGUGCCAUCUAAUUUACCUUUGAUACUGCCAGCAUACUCCAGCCCUGUCAUAAUACGCAGUGUUUCUGUGGAUGAAGAAGCAGGUAUGCAGUCAGCAACUGAAGAGUGUCAUUGUAAUUCUGUAAACUCAGAGGAGCCUCAAAAUAGUGAAGAUAACCAGGCCAAGAGUGAGGAUGAUGCUCUGGCCAAGUGGGUUGCAGAUCCUGCAAAUACAGCGUGGAUGGAAAAUCCAGAUGAAGUAAUUUAUGAUGAUGUUCCAAGGGAAACUUCAGACUCUGAACCAGAGGAAAUGAUUUAUGAUGAUGUUGAAAAUGGUGAUGAUGGUGGAAACAGCUCACUGGAAUAUGGGUGGAGUUCAAGUGAGUUUGAAAGCUAUGAAGAACAGAGUGAUUCUGAAUGUAAAAAUGGGAUUCCCAGCUCCUUUUUACGAGGCAACCACAAGAAACAUCUUUCUCAUGACCUAACGCGUUUAAUGGAGCAUUAUGAAAAAAAGAUGAAAGAUUUGAUGGCAAACACUGUGGGAGCAGUAGAGAUUCAGCAGCUAAAGCAAAAACAUGAGCUGAAGAUGCAAAAGCUUAUGAGAGCUGCUAGAGAAGGUACCAAAGAUGGGCUUGAAAAGACAAAGGCAGCUGUGAAAAAGGGUCGUUCUUUCAUUAGAACAAAAUCUUUCAUUUCUCAAGAUCAUAGAUCAUCAUGUCUGGAAGAAGAAGAGAUAAAUUUAUUUAUUGAUGUGGACUGUGUGCAUACAGAAGCAAUUAUGACUCCUAUGCCUGAAGGAUUAUCACAGCAGCAGGUUGUGAGAAGGUAUAUUUUGGGCUCUGUAGUUGACAGUGAGAAGAAUUAUGUGGAUGCGCUCAAAAGAAUCCUGGAGCAAUAUGAGAAGCCUCUAUCAGAUAUGGAACCAAAAUUAUUGAGUGAAAGAAAACUCAAAAUGGUUUUCUAUCGAAUUAAGGAAAUUCUUCAGUGCCAUUCAAUGUUUCAGAUUGCGCUGGCGAGUCGUGUAUCUGAGUGGGACUCUGUUGAAAUGAUUGGUGACGUCUUCGUGGCUUCAUUCUCUAAAUCUAUGGUAUUGGAUGCAUACAGUGAAUAUGUAAACAACUUCAGUACAGCAGUAGGGAUUCUGAAGAAAACAUGUGCCACCAAACCUGCCUUUUUAGACUUCUUAAAGCAGUGCCAGGAGUCAAGCCCUGAUCGAAUUACACUGUAUGGUUUAAUGAUGAAACCUAUCCAGCGCUUUCCACAGUUCAUUCUACUAUUGCAGGAUAUGUUGAAGAACACUAAUAAAGGCCAUCCUGACAGGUUACCUCUACAGAUGGCUCUUACAGAACUUGAAACACUAGCAGAGAAGUUAAAUGAAAGAAAAAGGGAUGCAGAUCAGCGCUGUGAGAUAAAACAAAUAGCAAAAGCAAUGAAUGAACGUUACCUGAACAAGCUACUCAGCAGUGGAAACAGAUACCUCAUACGGACUGAUGAUAUGGUUGAGACGGUUUACAAUGACAAAGGAGAAAUUGUUAAAACCAAAGAACGACGACUUUUCAUGUUAAAUGAUGUGCUGAUGUGUGCCACAGUAAAUAUUCGCUCUUCCUAUGAAAGCAGUGGCACUGUGACAACCGGACAGAGGUAUUUAUUGAAGUGGAGUGUACCGCUGGGACAAGUGGAAGUCAUAGAGUAUGGCAGCAGUGAGGGCCAGGGAGAGAACUGCAGGUUUCCACCUCAGCACUCUGUGGAAAAUGUCGUCAUUAACUCUAAGCCAAACAAGCUCUAUAUGGGACCAGGGCAACUGUACCAUGAUCUACAGAACCUUUUACAUGACUUGAAUGUAGUUGGUCAAAUUAGUCAAUUAAUAGGCGGCCUUAAAGGAAACUAUCAGAACUUAAACCAAUCUGUAGCCCAUGACUGGACCUCAGGUUUACAAAAACUGAUUUUGAAAAAAGAAGAUGAAAUCAGAGCGGCAGAUCGCUGUAGAAUUCAGCUGCAACUCCCAGGAAAACAGGACAAGUCUGGGCGGCCCACUUUCUUUACAGCUGUUUUCAAUACAUUUACCCCUGCCAUCAAACAGUCCUGGAUCAACAAUUUACAAAUGGCUAAACUGGCACUCGCGGAGGACAACCUGUUAGGUUGGUUCUGUGUAGAAGAUGAUGGGAAUCAAAUAAAAAAGGAUAAGCAUCCUCUCCUUGUUAGACACAUGCCAGUGAUGAUGGCCAAGCAACAGGAGUUUAAGAUUGAAUGUGCUGCUUAUAAUCCUGAACCAUACCUCUCUGGUGAAACGGAAUCAGAUUCCAGUGCCAUGGAACAUGGUUUUCUUUGGAUUGGCAGUUGUACUAAUCAGAUGGGCCAGAUUGCAAUAGUCUCAUUUCAAAGCUCCAGCCCCAAGGUUAUUGAGUGCUUCAAUGUGGAGUCACGGAUUCUCUGCAUGGUCUACAUACCAGAGGAGGAGAAACUGAAAGAACAAAAUAAGGCUCCCGACUCUGAAAAUGUUCUUGCAAAAGCUUCUAAUGUGCCUACUAUUUGCCUUGGCAUGGAGGAAGGAAGCAUUUCUAUUUACAAAAGUUGCCAAGGCUCAAAGAAAAUUCGACUUCAACACUUCUUCACUCCUGAAAAAUCAACUGUUAUGAGUUUGACAUAUAUGUCUCAAUACUUGUUUGCUGGCUUGGUGAAUGGAAACAUUUCAAUCUACACAAAAGCAGAAGAUGGGACGUGGAACACGGAACCACACAAGAUAGUUAAACUGGGAGUUCUGCCUGUUAGAAGUCUGCUUGUGAUGGAGGAGACUGUUUGGGCUGCAUGCGGUGGACAAAUUUUUAUUAUCAGCACUGUGACACAUUCUAUAGAGAGCCAUUUUGAAGCCCAUCAAGAGGAAGGGAUGGUAAUCUCUCACAUGGCUGUUGCUGGAGUGGGAAUCUGGAUUGCCUUCACGUCUGGAUCUACGCUUCGCCUGUUCCACACUGAGACACUGAAACACCUCCAGGAUAUUAACAUUGCCACACCUGUUCACAAUAUGUUGCCAGGCCAGCAGCGGGUUUCUGUGACCAGCCUCCUGGUGUGCCACGGUUUACUGCUGGUUGGAACCAACCUGGGUAUCAUUGUAGCCUUACCAGUGCCACGCUUGCAAGGGAUUCCCAAAGUAACUGGAAGAGGAAUGGUGUCGUAUCAUGCACACAAUGGCCCAGUCAAGUUUCUUGUAACAGCUACAUCUGUAAACAAGAAGAACAGAAACAAAUUGAGGAACAGCCUGCCUCCUGGCUCAGAACCUAAAGAUGACGACCAAAAGAACGUCCUGCACAAUGAAAGACCAGGCUCUUCCCUUAGUAACAUCCAUGAUACUGCAAUUUGGCUGGGGGGUUCAGUAGGAUCCAUUGCACAAAAAAGUGACUUGUCGUCAUCUUCUGGGUCCCUUACUUUGUCUCAUGGGUCAGGUUCCCUAGAACACGGGCCAGAGGACAGUAACAUUUAUGAGCUUUUGAAGGAUCAAAAUAUCUCAUUGAAAAGUAAAAGACAGAGAUCCAAGAAAAUGAAAGCAAGUUCAGUAUUAGUCAUUUCUGGUGGCCAAGGACACAGGAGAGUGAACAAGAAGACCAAGCAGCAGCGACAAGAUGAACUAGUGUCUUCCGUGAUGGUCUGGCAAAUCCCACUAUUAAACAUCUAACUGAACUAAAUCCAAGACACUUUCUGCUAUUAAAAAAAAACCAACAAAGUCUUUCACAGCAAAUGCCUUCUUAGGACCCAAAUGGAUAGACUUUGUACACCUGGGAGCAAUUGCAGUAGGCCUUGAUCACAGGAUUAAGGGUUGCAACACAUACUUAGAACACUCCGCAGUGUUAGGGUAUUGGAAAACGUUAAGCUGUUUAUCCUGUCCUUGUUACUUAGAACAAAAAGAUCUGUUAGAUGCUUUUAAAUGGUUUUAGAAUCUCUACCUUAUUUAUAUUCACAUUUAUAAAUAUCAUGAUAUGUUCUAUAGCACUUGGGGAAGGCAAGGAACACAUGCCAUGUCUCAUGCUAGGUUUCGCUUAUGUAAAUGGGCUAUUGUUUCUUUUUCCCAAAAUAACAUAUUGCAUGGACUAUAGAUUUUAAGAAAUUAGCAAAUAUUUUUAAACAAUAAAGAAUGCGAGCUAAUAUUAAUGUGGGAAUUACUAUAAUAGUUUGUAACACUGUUCCACAAGCCAGAGUUUAGUCUGGACAAAAGCAUUUAUAUUAAUUGAUGGGUAUUUGUUUAUUUCAACAUAGAAAAUAGAUUCAUUAUUCCUUCUAAUGCUCAGUAUUAUUAAAAAUGUUGCAGUACAAAAAGCACAUUAAUUUUUUUGAUAGGUGCGAUGUGUCUGUGAUUUGCCUCUGUUUACGCAGUGAGAGUUCUGAGGACGCUGUGGCUUAAGGAAAAGAGAAAAUACAUAUAGGGGAUGGGAGCGCUGCUGGUGCACUCUCCCUCUGGCAGGUCCUUAUCAGAGCUUGGAAGGGACCUCAAAAGAUCACCUAGUCCAACCCCCCUGCAAGAGCAGGACCACUUAGAGGAGGUCACACAGGAACUCAUCCAGUAAAUUAAUAAUGAAAUUAUUAAUUAAAUCAUUAACUGGGUUCUAUAGGGAGUGUAGGUAAUCAUUCUGGGUGUAGGUCCCCCAUCAAUUGAUUUGUGCUGUGUCCUCAAGCAGACACCUGUCAAAUAAUGAUGCAGUGCCAGAGAUAAGGUCACCUCUGAGUGGUGUUCACCUCCUUGAGUUUCAGCAAACCACAGUCAUGUAAAUGGAUAUUGUGAAAAUAGCUUGCACAGCUUCAUUUGCUCAGUCAGGCAAGUGGUUGUUUUUGUAGUGUUAGAGGACUGAAUUCUAAAUAAAGGCCUAAUUGUCAUUUCUUAGUGAGUUGAUGUAUUUCCAAAGGAAACUUUGAAUUUGGCAUUCCUACUGAAAUUGCUUUCUGUGCUGGUCUCUGCGCUCGUGAAAUGUAAACCAAAGCCUUCAUCUCAGAAAGAUGUUGCCGGCAAUGGUGAUGAGACACAUCGUUCAAACUAUGUUUAAUAGAGGUAACAUGGAAUGGAGUCACUGGGAACGUUCCUUUCCCUUGUCAACAGACUGAAAGAUACAGAGAAGUUAGGACAAUUGAGUUCCAGUUUAAUAUAUUAAGAACUCUACUACUGUGCAUCAGUUCAGUGAAAUGUAAACCACAUAUAUCCAAAGCAGAGCGUUUGUCAGGUGUAUGCAUGGACUAGAAUCAAGUAAAACUUUCGGCUACUUUGGUACUGUUCUUAUCCCAGUAAGGGGGUAGUUUGCCCUGAAAUUAUUUCUGCUGUCUCUGUUUCAACAUCCAUGAUUUCACUGUGUUUUGUUUCAAUCUGCCUAGUUUAAAUCAACAUCAACCAUAGUUAUGGUGCUUUCUGCAACUUGUAAUUUCAAGGUAAAUAGUACUAGACUGAAUUGUUUUGUUUGAUUGUAAGAUAAAGUGUUGUUUUUUUUUCAAAAUACCAAUAGGGGUUUUUUUUCAAAUAUUGCUGAAAUUUAUUUUCUGUAUUUUGUAGUAGAUUUGUGUAUCUGUUACAUUUUCUGUGUGUCUGCUCUAAAAAUCAAAUCUCUGUUAAAGUGACCCCGAAACCAUGGAUAACUUACCAAAUCUGACAGCACCAGAAAAAUGUCAGGCCUCCCCUGGCACCAAGUAUACAGGACAGAGGGAAUGCCAGUGCAGUCAGGCUUGCUCUGCUAGGUAGCACCAAAUCAGGCAUUUCAAAAAUCAGACUUGCACCCCAGUUUCUUUUCAGAGGUUUUGCCGACAUAAUAUAUCCUGAACAGAACAGGAUUCUUGAGACAUCAUAGUGUGAGCUUCAAUGAGUCACGGAAGACACUUGUUACAGAUGGGAUUGUAGGCUUAGGGUCUUCAUUCCUGGCCUGUAAUUUGCUGUGUAUCUUGCAACUGUAGUAGGGUGGUGUCAGCAUUGGCAUGGGCUGAGUGUUGCCAUGACUCCUGGUGGGACAAAAAGCCAAACCAAAGAGAGUGCCUCUAAGCUAGGCAGCUGGCAACACUUUCCCAAACUACUACUUCUCCCUGGCCUACUGCCUGGCCUUGCCUGGCUUUGAGGGUUCAAGGCCACUUAUCCAUAGCUAUGGCCCGAGGAGCUGCUCUUUGCCCACUGAGGGGAAGUACUACACUGUACAGUUUAAUAUAUAUAUAUAUAUAUAUAUCUCAAAAGAGAAGUUAAAAGGUUCUUCUGUGUAUAAAGCAUAUUUAGUCUAGUAUCCCUUUGCCACAUUGCAGUAAAAAAGAUCACAGGUUUUAUUAUUCCAUGUGCUCCUUGAGUGUGGGAUUCCACAUCUGUGCCUUAGAGACUGGGAGAUCAUGUCCACACUCUCAUGAGCCUUUAUCACUAAAAGUAGUAAGCAGGGUCCCUCACAUGUUCAACUGGAAAUGCAUGCAUAGUGUUAUUACAGGAUCUGCUAGCAGUAAUGCAUGAGACUUUUGAAGUUAAAUUCAUUCUAUCUUCCAGAUGAAAUGUAUUUUUUUCCAGUUUUAUCAAUAAAAUAGCAGAACGGAAGUAAAACUCUGCUCUUCUGAAAGUAUCUCAGAGUUUUGUCAGUGACUUCAGUCACAAUAAAACCGAGUCCCUCAUUUACAUUAUACUAUUUUCAAAACGUGUGUCUAUCUUACUCAGCUCUAAAGCAAAAGAGAAGCUGUAUGUCUGUCUUUAAAAAUACACGUUGUCAUGAACUAGGUUUUUAGUAACUGAGUACAAGGUGCAAUGUUUGUUUUCUGAUAUGCAGUGAACUGUUACUACCUUACUUUGAAAACAGGCAGGAACCAAAGUUUCUCUUACAGCUGGCAAAUAGUCUUUAUAACCAUUGCAGACUGUGCUGCUAGGUGGGUUGGAUUUUGCUUUCUGAUACUGCUUUUCUAGAUUAAUAGAAGUUAUGGAAAAUAUUAGGAAAAGAGGGGAGCAAGUGUAACCACUACAAAAUAUUCUCUAUAUGUUUUCUAACCCAUAGUAGUGUCUUUUAUAACACGAGCCGUAAAACUUUUGUAUUUAUGUUCAGAGUAUAAACGGAGAAAAAGUUUAAUAAAAAAUGUGCUAAAAAUUAA